UGGUAGACUUAUGCCGCAGCUUGGCGCGCGGACAUGGUCUGAUGAUACUACGAUUUCCCGCAACAUUUCCAUGAGCGCGCAGUUUCGGUAGAACAGAUCCAACACAGCUCAUGGAAGGACUCUUUACCUGUCUGAAAUGUGCGAGAGCACUUUCAGCUGCUGGCAAAAGUCGUCCAAGCACUAAACUACCACAACAACUAUCCGGGAACCGCAGCUUCGCUUCGAGUUCUGUCUUCAAUAAUCGUCCCCUCAAUGCCGGAAAUGGAUCAAGAGCAAUUCAGACACGAACUCCUAAACAAGUGACGCGAGUCGCAUCGACGGCCGCAGCACCCGCAGAGGAAGACAACUUUGAGCGACAUAACAUCCCACCGACCGACUAUGGCGAGUGGCGGGCUCAUGGAAGAGCUGUACUCGGACCAAACAAUUUAUUUCAUCCAUUCUCCAGAUCGCCUAUACCUGAAAUCCGGCAAAGAGCUCGUUAUAUGAAGCAACAUGCCCUGUGUCCACAUCCUGCACAUCAACAAACCAGAGUCCCCAUAUCUCCUCAUGAUCCCGAAGCAAGAAAAGUGGAGGGUGUGAGUUCUCAACCGCCAGCUCAUGUCGAAUUCGAGUGUCCCGAUUGCGGUAUUGCGACAUACUGCUGCGAAGAGCAUUGGGCAGAUGACUUCGAGGCACAUUUGGAGAUAUGCGACACAUUGCGGCAGAUCAAUGAAGAUGACCAUGAUCUUCGCUCCGGAAGAUGGUUUCCUGAGUUUGAAUAUCCUGGACCUCAACAGACAGAUGAGAUCCUGGUCAACAUGACCAACUGGGAUACCUUACUCUACACAAGACAAUAUGAGGCGAUCAACGACGAGAGAAGUAUGCGACAGGUCACCCGAUUAUUGACAUAUCCAUUGUCGUUGGGAAGCGUGCUCCACGAAUUAAGCCCUUAUAACAUUCGCACGGGGGGAAGACUGACAACCGAGGGCUUGAAGAGUUUGACUGCACUACGAUACACACUUCAUCCACCCAAGACUGGUCAAGGCCCAGGCAUCAAAGGUCUGCGAUUGUCGAGUCCACCCGUCCGAGUGUUUAUUUUAGGUGCUCGUGCCGAGUCAUCACUGCCACGUGAAGUCUGGACGCAGCUUUCCCACCUGUUUCCUUUGGCACUCAUCCAUCUCGUUUUCAUUGGACCGGAGUCAAUGGCGAACAGAGACGCGGAAUUUCCUCUUCCGGAGAGGACUGCCACGAACCCGUUCGGCGCCAUUGUCGAAGACCGUGUGUCACCCAAGAUGAAAAUCACGACAUAUGUGGAGUAUUUCCACACGCUGCAUGAGGCGAACCUUUUCUAUCCUUACGAUCCGUAUUUCGACUGUUUUAUGCUAUACCACCCUGGACUGGGUCACCCAGCAUCCGCUCACGAAUGGGAGAAGACUCUACCUCAGUUGUUAGAAACGAAGGUUCCCAUCAUUUGCACUGGCUAUACCGAAUGGGACAUGAAGCGGGACUGGCAGUGGGUCAUGGAAAAAUGCGCCGGCGAGGUUGAUCUUCUCAUGGAACCUGGAGAGAACCGUUUCCGGUCAUUAAGAUGGGACUUGAAUGAUCUUGAUCCUCAAGAUAUCAGUUGCGGUAAUUGGGGUGUUUGGGCGUUCCGAGGAAAGAGGUAUGUCCUGACCUUUGCUUGACUGUGUCUUGACUGUUUGCUCGAACAUGAUUGCUGACCGAUAUUACAGAUACGAAGCGACACGCCGGGACAAGGCGGAAUAGAUUAUUUGUGAUUGUAUAAUAUUGAAGCAACCGUCACAGUGACUGUGGCUAUGCUGCUCGCAGCUUGGAGCUUAUGUGCGGAUAAGCUUCCAUAAGCACUGAUACAAACUGAAUGCCUGAGAUGCUGGCCGUGUUUCCCGUGUUUAGUGAUGCUGUAGAUCGAUGGGCGGCUGGCUGUACGGGCGUGGAGGCUGAUAGGUCAUCCAAGCCACUUGAUAGCAGUCGUUGAUGUCAGCCA
Exophiala viscosa is the source of this 1984-nucleotide messenger RNA. RefSeq names its product zinc-finger of mitochondrial splicing suppressor 51-domain-containing protein. The record is from RefSeq and is a predicted model, not a curated record. NCBI's taxonomy places the organism in Eukaryota, Fungi, Ascomycota, Eurotiomycetes, Chaetothyriales, Herpotrichiellaceae. The coding region runs from base 111 to 1664 and encodes 517 amino acids. Gene Ontology annotation, biological process: mitochondrial respiratory chain complex IV assembly. The transcript has 2 exons.